ACCUAUACAUGAAUCGGAAUCCAACUACAUAUAAAUCAAUUAUAUCACUGCGCUACAUUCCGGUCCAUGUUUGUCUAGUCAUGGCGGCCAAAACAAAGCGUAGAGAAAAUGUUUCCUCUGUUUGAACUAGCUAAAAUAUUGAAGUAUGGUGGCUCGGGCAACGGGAGCAGCAGACAGAAUGCAACUGUGAGACGAUGUGCAUGGAAAGAAGUUGGAGAAAUGAGCCAGUUGGCUCUGUACUUCUCAAACGAUUACCUGCUCCUGCGGUACUGUAUCAGAGGGCGCGCCCCAGUAGUACGCCAGAUCCCAUGGCUACCAGAUCAACCCAUUGUGGACCUUUGCUUUGAUGCUACAGGCACAUGGCUGCUAGUGAUCACAGUGAAGACACAUCUCUUCAUCAUCCCUGUGCUCACUUUGAUGAACCCCAGUGCACAUGUGAACCAGCUGUGGAAGACAGAUGAUGUGACAGAGAUCAAACCAGUGCUGGGAAAGGGUGGCCGCAGUCCCACAUGUGUAACCUGGUGGUAUACUCUCAGUGAUCAGCACAUUGCGGUGGUAGGAACACAGCAAGGAGAUAUUUUAUGUGUUGACCUACUGCGUAAUAUAGUUUUGGGUGAGACAUCUAUCCCAGAAGGCAUUGUGAAGAUCGAUCUUGUUCAGGAUGAUAGGCAGUCUGUUACCUAUGCUCUGAUCUCCACCAGGUCAGGGUCUCAGUGGAAACUGCUGUUAGAACAGAAGAACAUGGAGAUUCACUGGGUGGAAGAUAGAGGUGUGCAUGAACAGAUGGAUGGGAGACCUGUGUUACCUAUCUAUAACUUUGUGAACCAGACAGUUUCAGAGGAACUGUCCCACGACUUCAUUCCUCUGAAAUUCUACAAUUUUGGUAAAGGAAUCACUUUGUCAGCACAGUAUGCCAGGGGAAGACACUUUGUGGCAGCACAUGAUUGUAAAUCACAGACAUAUCAGGUUUAUGACAGUAAUUUAGAGCACAACCCCCUGUUUGUGUAUAAGAUUCCAGCAAACACAGAAAAUUUACUCCUGACAGACAAGCUCAUGUUCAUGACCCAGAUGGCUGAUGGGAAAACACAGCUGAUGCUCUUGUCCAAUCAGAUGUCAGAGACUUCCCUUGACGAUCAUAUAAACUUUAACAAGGAUGCCAUAGUCCAGGCCUUUGGAUUUCCAGCAAGUGAAAGCAUUGUGGCAGUUUUUAAGAGAUCUUAUCCCUUUUACUGGCAUGAAAAGCGGGAAGAGGAGCUCUUGCAGAAGUCCGCCUCUGCAUCCAGCAGGGAGUUUGUUAAGAAAGAUGAAAAAUUGGCCACAGAUGCAAACAAAAGAAGAUCAGGUGGCACAUCCCAAGAGAAACCCAAGUCUGAGCUUGAGGCUGUAGAGCUAAGUGCUGCCUACAGUAUCCAGAUAUCAACCCACACUGUGUUGGAUGGUUGUAUUGUGGUAACACAGGAUGGGGCUUAUGAAUGCAGACCCAGGGUAUCUCCAGAGAGGUAUUUCCUGGACUUAGCGCUCACGACCUCGGACUCCCACCAGACGGAGCUGCUGGGCAUCAUGCUGAGCUUGGACAUCAACAUGCUCUAUGAGCUGGCUGCAGAGUACAGGCUGGCCAGGGGGGACUUUGUACAUUCUAUUAGGUUGUACCAGUUGUCCAAGUGUCCAUACAUCAAGAGAGUUGCCAACUUUGCCCACUACGGCCGCAUCCCAGAGGUCAUGAACUAUCUGAAACAGGUUCUUGGUAAUCGGAGCUUGGAUCUGAACACGUCGGAGAAGAAGCAGCUGGCGGACAUGGCACUCCACUGUUAUGUGCACCAGAUAGUGACAUCCAAUGGGAAGGACAAGGGUCUUGUUCAGGCACUCAGGGACUUCUUGCUGAGCAGUUUCUCCUAUGAUGAGAUGACUGCUCUCACCUUGCUGUCAAUGCACAACUUGAUGGACUUGCUCUUUGAACUGGCCAAGAGUCGUGGUCUGAUAGGAGAUGCCUUGGAGCUGCUGGUCCAGCAGGGUCAUGUGACCUUCACCACCCCACAGCUGGACAUCCUGGCUCAGAAGGGAGUGUCCAUACAUCUAGCCAGGGUCAGAGAUGGUACUUUCUUAAGGUGCAUGUCAACAGAAGACUUUGUCAACUUUCUUCUGGAGAAACCUCAGCUGGCCAUGCAGUUCGUGCCUCAGCUGUCCAUUGCUUUGUCCAGUAUGGACUUGAACACACUGCUGCAGGUGGCUCAGCUGUUUGACCCUUCCAAACAAGUGGUCAGAGAGAUAAUGGCCAAAGAACUGGACAACGAGGGAUGGGGGAGGAGGAAGAACAGGAGAUCCCAUAGUGUAUCCAGCAUGUCAUCUUUCAUGUCCUCUGUAUCUUCAAUGAGUGAUCACAGCGAGAGUGCUGGAGAUGUCACGAUGCCGAGUGUGUCAGAAUUGGUUCAUUUUUUUAUCCUGGUUGUACUGCACUUGAAUGAGAAACACAGACAGCCAAAGUUUAGCACUGAUUUCUUAGAGGAGGACAUGUCAUAUGAGGCAGAAAGUGAUGAUUUAGAAACAAGUUUUUCCAAGAAGCCACGACUUCUGACUCUGCAGCCGGCAGCUAUUGGAUGUGGUCAGAACCACAGCGCUCUGGCGAGGAAUGGUGACCUGUACACCUGGGGAAACACUGACCAUGGCAGGCUGGGCCAUGGAGACAUCACCACACCACAUGGGCUGUCACAAGUACAGAGAGUGGAGACACUGCACAUGCUGAAGAUACAGGUUGUCUCAGUGUCUUGUGGAGCUCAGCACACCCUAGUAUUGUCCAAUCAGGGGCUGUACAGUUGGGGCAGCUCACAGUAUGGCCAGGUGGGUGCUGGUCAGAGACAAAAGUACACUCGACCCAUGUUACUGGACAGUGUCCAGGAUGUCCAGUUUGUGAGUGUGUCAUGUGGUCAGUAUCAUUCCAUGGCACUGGCAGCAGAUGGCAGGGUGUUCACUUGGGGGUGGGGAGUCCAUGGAAAUCUGGGGCAUGGUAAUGUGGAGGACUGUCUGAUACCAACCAACAUCCAGGCCUUGAAUGACAAACAAGUGACCAGGAUAUCAGCUGGUUAUAGUCACUCAGUGGUCUGCACAGCUAGGGGUGAAGUGUACACAUUUGGCUGUGGGAUGUUUGGACAGCUUGGACAUGCCAAGACAGAGAAACGAACCUUUCCAAUCAAAGUGAAUGGAAUUCCAGAACCUGUCCACACUGUGGCCACCAAAUACUUUCACAAUAUAGCAGUUACAAUAGACAACCAAGUCUAUGUGUGGGGUGCCAGCCCCCAAGUCUUGCGCUACAUGGCUCACCUGACACGACGACAGCGUAUGAGUGCCACAGGGUCUGUACAUGGGGGUCCUCAGCGGCCUCCUGACAUCCCCAAACACCUGUUGCCUCAGCUGGUUGAUACCACUAUGGUGUUUGAUAAAAUUGUACAGGUCUCCUGUGGCAAUAACCACAGUGUGAUGAUAACCCAGGAUGGGGAGAUGUAUUCCUGGGGAAAGAACUAUGAUGGCCAGCUUGGCUUAGGAAGUAAAAUGGAACAGACGCAGCCCACCAUGGUAGUGUCUGUGAAUGACAAGAAGAUCGUUCACGUCUGCUGUGGAGCAGAGUUCGCCAUUGCUCUGGAUUCUGAGGGUGCGGUCUACAGCUGGGGAAGAAAUGACACAGGACAGCUGGGAUGGUCAGAACAUUUGGAAUCAACCAGCAAAUACUCCAACAGACGACCCAAACAUUCCAGAGACCGCAGCUCUGGGGGUUUUGAGAGGGAAUUCUUGGUGCCCACUCAGCUGAAAGGGUUCCCAUCUCUGACCAUUCUUAGCAGGAAACUUUUAAUGCCCAAGACCAAGAGAAAACACAGCCAUGACAGUUCAGACUGGUGGUCUGAUGACUGCUAUGAGGAUGUCAGCGAUUCCUUGGAGAUCCCAAACCUGUCAACUGUUGUUGAUCCUCCGUAUGGUUCCCAGGUCAUUGCUGUUGUCUUGAAGCAUAUGUCUAGUUUCUGUGAACCUACAAAAUUGUUGCGGAUGUGCAUAGAUCAUGAGGACUGUCAGUCUGCAGCAGAUGUCUGCCAGUCAGGGGGGCUCUACUCGCAGGCGCUAUACUACCGUCUAAGAUGGCUGUCCCAGUGUGCUGGACAGGUGGAGAAUAUGUGUCAAACUGCAGCAAGGAUUAUCACUUUUUACCUGAAGCAUGUCAGCUUAUCUAGUGGUCUUCAUCAGAACCACUACCAGAGGGAGCCAGCUAAGGAGACCAUAAGACAGACAUUAGGACACGUGUUUGAUUUUUGGGACCGCCAGAAGUUGCCAGUCUCAGACUUGGAGUCCUUGCUGAAUUCACACAUGGACCAAAUUGCAUACCCUCUCAGCUUAAUGGCCAUCAGAGAAAACAGUGAGUUGAAUGAGGAUGAAGUAUCGACUGAUCCUAAACUUGGCAAUAUUCCAGAAGAGAUCAAAAAACAAUUCUCUACCAAGUUUCUUCUCGGUCUGACAGCAAAUGUAGUGAACCGAAUAGAAAAAGGUCAAGGUUGUGAAGAAUACUGUCAGAUCUUGUCAGGUGAGACAGCUGGACUGAAGGUGGAGCCAGAACAAAAUCUUAUACCAAUAGACAAACUCUGGCAGGAGAUCCUUCAGAACCUCAGCAAAGAUGUGGAAAAGAGGAGCCAUAUAACAAUGUCCACUAAUGAGAUAGAAUAUCUCACUGCAGCAAGGCCAUCUUUUCUACAAACCAACGAAGAGGUUUCUAGCUCCCCUCAGCCAGUCAGGGCAGUGCUUUUCACGUGUGGACACAACUUCACUGAAAAGAUGUUUUUAGAUACGACCCUGACCCAGUUGUCUAAUGACCUCACUAAAGGUCGUCUGCCACUCAAUAAUAGUGCAAUGUUGCUAUCACAGUAUUACAAGAAGAAAGGCUAUAUUCCUAUGGCAUGUCCUAAGUGUGUGUUUGCUACUGUACAAGACAUACCAGUGGCAUGACCUACAUUACAGACUGUAGGAUGUUCAAAGAUAAUUUAGAUCUAUUUAACCCAGCUGAGAAAAAAAUUUCACACGAAAAGCCUAAUAAGCAUAAGCUGUCAGAACCUUGCUAGUUUCAAAGUUAAAAACCUUUAUGGUGUAAUUUGAAAACCAUCUAUGAAGGAAUUGUGAAUUCACAUGUCCAAGGGCCCAAGUGAACAAAUUAAAAUGGGCUAAACUAGAGUUAGGGUCUUUCAGGAUUACAGGGGACUGGUACGUACUUCUUUUAUACAGAUUACAGGUUUUCUUCAAACUGAUGACAGAUUGUUACUUCCCCCAUAUUAAAAACCUGAGCUGGAUACAUGUUUGAGUCAAAGUAAAUUAAGUAUGGCAUUUGGCAAACAUUACGUAAGUAUUAGGAUUUUUGGGUAAUAUUGAAGAUACAUCAAUUGUCAUAUUUUUCAUAGCAUAAGGUGCCAGAUUUGCAUAAUAUGGUACCUUCAGAUGAGGCUUAAGUUUUAAUUUUGAAAAUAACUAAAAUGCUCUUUAAAAAAUCGAAUAGUAAAUCAUUCAAAUUAGCCAUAAUUUGUGAAUCUGGUGCAAUACAAGGUGUGUACAACAGUAAUAAGUAAUAAUA
Molecule: messenger RNA, 5596 nt
Organism: Lingula anatina
Lineage: Eukaryota; Metazoa; Brachiopoda; Lingulata; Lingulida; Lingulidae
Source: RefSeq, a predicted model, not a curated record